AACAGUCCGUCUGGACCAGGCCCAUCAUUAUAAGAGGUCCAAUUAUUUUUUAAUAUUAUUAGCCGCCCCAUCCCCUCCUACUUCGUACUUCGUAGACAACUAUCGCAAAACGCAGAUGCUGGAAGGACGAAGCCUACUGCCGAAACCGAAUCGGAAAGCCAGUGCCGACUGCUGAGAACGCCGCCGGUAGAGAGACGCCGCUGCACCCUCCAGAAAUAAUUCAAUAGCUAUGGGUCUUCAAACACGUAAAAAUGGUGACUUCAGACACAGGGACUAUGAUUCUGGGAAUGGUGACAGAAGGGAAAAUAGGCACAGAGAGGAUCACUAUGAUGAUCAUAGGGAUUCUAUACGAGACAAACAUAGGGCCAGGAAGGAAAGAGACAGGAAGUCCAACUUUGCAGAGGAUCGUGAAGAUGAUAGGAGGUAUACCAGCAAGGAAGGGAUGCAUGAUAGGGGAAAGCAUAUUGACGAAGAGAGUAAACAAAAAGUUGCAGAAGAUACCAAUUUGAGUAAGGACAAUAAGGUCACAAAACAAGAAGGGAGUGUGCUGAAUCAAACCACUGAUUUGGGGAGGACUGGAGGAGUGUAUAUUCCUCCUUUCAAGUUGGCUAGGAUGAUGAAGGAGGUACAAGACAAAAGCUCAGUCGAAUACCAAAGGAUGACUUGGGAUGCUCUUAGGAAGAGUAUUAAUGGUUUGGUGAAUAAAGUGAAUGCAACAAAUAUAAAGAACAUAAUUCCAGAAUUGUUUUCUGAGAAUCUGAUUCGCGGAAGGGGUUUGUUCUGUCGGUCUUGUAUGAAGUCCCAAAUGGCUUCUCCCAGUUUUACUGAUGUGUUUGCAGCUUUAGUAGCUGUUGUUAACACUAGAUUUCCAGAGGUAGGAAAUCUUCUUUUGAGGAGGAUUGUGUUACAGCUUCAAAGAGCCUAUAAGCGCAAUGAUAAGCCGAAAUUGUUGGCAGCGGUAAAAUUCAUAGCUCAUCUUGUCAACCAGCAGGUAGUUCAUGAGCUGAUUGCUCUGGAACUGCUUGCUGUUUUGCUUGAAAAUCCUUCAGAUGAUAGCGUUGAAGUUGCGGUUGGUUUUGUUACCGAGUGUGGUUCCAUUCUGCAAGAUCUCACUCCACGGGGACUGCAUGGCAUCUUUGAGCGGUUUCGUGGGAUACUUCAUGAAGGAGAGAUUGAUAAAAGGGUCCAGUUCUUAAUUGAAGGUCUCUUUGCAUUACGUAAAUCAAAGUUUCAGGGUUAUCCUGCUGUUCGUCCAGAGCUGGAUUUAGUAGAGCAGGAGGAUCAGUUGACCCAUGAAAUCUCUCUCCAAGAUACUAUGGAAGAUGAAGAUGCACUAAAUAUAUUCAAGCCAGACCCCAAUUUCUUAGAGAAUGAAAAGAAGUAUGAAGAACUAAAAAAGAGAUUCUUGGGUGAUGAAUCUGAGGAAGAAGAUGAUUCUGAAGUUGAGUCUGAGAAUGAUGAUGAAGAGGAAGAUGAUGAAGAUGAGGAUGAACGAAUGAAAAUAACAGAUGAGACAGAAACAAACUUAGUGAACCUCCGAAGAACCAUCUAUCUGACAAUUAUGUCAAGUGUUGACUUUGAGGAAGCAGGCCAUAAACUAUUGAGGAUCAAACUUGAGCCUGGUCAAGAGAUGGAGUUGUGCAUUAUGCUUUUAGAGUGCUGCAGUCAGGAGAGAACCUACCUUCGUUACUAUGGGCUUAUGGGUCAGCGCUUUUGUAUGAUCAACAAGAUUCACCAGGAGAACUUUGAGAAGUGCUUUAUGCAACAGUACUCUAUGAUUCAUCGCCUGGAAACCAAUAAGCUGCGAAAUGUUGCCAAGUUUUUUGCACAUCUGCUUGGAACGGAUGCAUUGCCUUGGCACGUUCUGGCAUACAUACGACUCACAGAAGAAGAUACCACCUCCUCUUCCCGCAUCUUUAUCAAGAUUCUCUUCCAGGAGUUGUCGGAACAUCUUGGGAUCCGAUUGUUGAAUGAACGCCUGAAUGACCCAACAAUGCAAGAGUCGUUUGAGUCUAUUUUUCCAAAGGACAGUCCAAAGAACACUCGGUUUGCCAUCAAUUUCUUCACCUCCAUUGGUUUGGGUGGGAUCACCGAGAACCUCCGAGAGUAUUUGAAGAAUAUGCCACGCCUCAUCAUGCAGCAGCAACAGCAGCCCGCCACUGCUUCUACAGAUUCAUCAUCAUCGUCGUCAUCAUCAUCAUCAUCAUCAUCUGAAUCUGAAUCUGAGAGUGAGGAUUCUUCACGAAGGAAGAGGAGGAGGAGACGUUGACUUUCUCCGAUAAAAGUGGCAAUUUGCUUAGUAUAUCCAAAGGUUUUGAUUACUUGAUAUGCUUUCUUUUCUGAAAUGAUGUUUACAUAAAAGUGCUUGUCUGAGGUUCGCCCUAACUGAGACGUGUAGUAAAUUACUUGAUGCAGUGAAUUUACUGUGAGAAUGAAGUGUAUGAUUUACCUAUGAUGGGUUUGUAAACUCAAUUACUGCUGCUUCCUUCUUUGGAAUACAGGCAAUUGGGAUUCACCUAGUUAAAUUACAGAGUACGGAGUAUAUUUUUUUCCUUCUCACUUUUAUUGAUUGUUAAUAGCAAGUCAUCACUCGUUUUAUAAAUUUUUUGAUGUUUU
Molecule: messenger RNA, 2616 nt
Organism: Cuscuta campestris
Lineage: Eukaryota; Viridiplantae; Streptophyta; Magnoliopsida; Solanales; Convolvulaceae
Source: the annotation of a GenBank genome assembly